AUGUUAAAAUUUAAAAAUUUAUACAAAUUAUUAAUAUAGGUAAAGCGAACUCCAAACCCAAAUUUUCUAAAAUUCAUUCCAAAUGGUAAAUUAGUAAUGCAAAAUGGAACUUACGAUUUCUCAAGAGCAAAAGAGGCUUAAUGUUCACCUCUUGCUUAAAAUCUAUUUAAAAUAGAGGGAGUGACAAGAGUGUUUUAUGGUAGGGAUUAUAUAUCAAUAUCUAAAAAUUAAGAUAGUAAAUGGGAUGAUUUGUAACCUAAGAUUUUUGAAUUGAUUACUGAAUAAUAUAAAUAGAAUGAAGAUGGUUCUGAAAAAUAAUUAAUUUUUGAUGGUUUUUCAUAAGGUUAAGACACAAUAAUAAAUGAAGAGGAUAGUGAAGUUAAUUUUAAUGUAAUAUUAGGCUGUUUAAAUGAUUAAAGAGAUUAUUGAUAGUAGAAUUAGACCAACAGUUUAAGAGGAUGGAGGAGAUAUUGUAUUUAGAAAUUUUGAUGAAUAGAAUGGAAUUGUUUAUUUAUAUAUGAAAGGAUCUUGUGCUGGAUGUCCAUCUUCAGGAAUUACUUUAAAAAAUGGAAUUGAAAAGAUGCUAUGUCAUUAUAUAGUGGAAGUUAAAUAAGUAAUUGCAGAAGAUUAUGUAGGAUGUGAUUGA
Messenger RNA from Paramecium sonneborni, 646 nucleotides. The record is from the annotation of a GenBank genome assembly. NCBI's taxonomy places the organism in Eukaryota, Ciliophora, Oligohymenophorea, Peniculida, Parameciidae.